CUCUGCGGACGCGCUCAAGGAAGGAGCCAUGGCUAAAGGGAUAGGGGUCCGGCAGGCCGCCCCCAGGCGAUGGGCCUGCUCCUUCGCUGCUCUGUCACUGCUGUGCCUAGCUGUCCAAGCAGUCCAGAAGGCGGACCUCAGCGGAGAGCCCACGGUGGCUACCAUCAACCACUCCCUGUCCUUGCUGCAGCGGCUGCAAGAGCUCCUGCACAACGGGAACGCCAGCGACAUCACCCUGCGGGUGCGCACGGCUGGCUCGGAUGAAAUCAAGGUCUUUCACACCCACCAGCUGAUGCUCAGCUUGCAAAGUGAAAUCUUCGAGAGCCUCCUGCACAACCAAACGGUGCUCACCUUGCACGAGCCGCCUGACGCUGCAGCCCUUUUUGAAAAGUUCAUCAGGUACCUAUACUGUGGUGAGAUCUCCAUACUCCUCCAUCAAGCCAUCCCUCUUCACCGGCUAGCCAGCAAAUAUCGCAUUUUGAGCUUGCAGCGAGGGGUGGCCGAGUACAUGAAGGGCCACCUGGCCAGUGAGUCAAACCAGGGCCAUGUGGUGGGCUGGUACCACUACGCCGUGAGGAUUGGUGACGAGGCUCUCCAGGAGAGCUGUCUCCAGUUCCUGGCCUGGAACCUCUCUGCUGUGAUGAGCAGUGCUGAAUGGGCCUCGGUGAGCGUAGAUCUGCUAUUGCUGUUGCUUGAACGGUCCGACCUGGUUCUGCAGACUGAGCUGGAGCUAUACACAGCAGUAGAGGAAUGGGUCGCCACACACCAGCCAGAGGACCCCAUAGUAGAGAAGAUGCUGAGAUCCCUGCGCUACCCUAUGAUUUCUCCCAGCCACCUUUUCCACCUGCAGAAGCAGUCUCCAGUGAUGGUCAAGCACUACAGCGCUGUGCAAGACCUGCUCUUCCAAGCUUUCCAGUUCCACUCUGCUUCUCCGAUCCACUUUGCCAAAUACUUUGAUGUCAACUGUAGCAUGUUCCUGCCCCGCAACUACCUCUCCACCUCCUGGGGCUCCCAAUGGAUCAUUAACAACCCAGCCCGCGAUGACCGCAGUACCAGUUUCCAAACCCAGUUGGGACCCAGCAACCAUGAUUCUGCCAAACGGGUGACUUGGAACGUCCUCUUCUCCCCACGUUGGCUUCCGGUCAGCCUGCGCCCCGUCUACUCUGACUCCGUCUCUGGGGCCAUCCAAUCAAUCCGGAUUGAGGAUGGGCGCCCUCGCCUGGUCAUCACUCCAGCCACCACAAGCUCUGACUUUGCUGGCGUCAGUUUCCAGAAGACCAUCCUGGUGGGUGUGAGGCAGCAGGGCAAAGUCUUCGUCAAACAUGCCUACAGCUUCCACCAGAGCACAGACGAAGUACCCGAUUUCCUGCUCCAUGCCGACUUGCAGAAGCGCACCUCCGAAUACCUCAUCGAUAACUCUCUGCACCUGCAUAUCAUCGUCAAGCCGGUCUACCAUUCUCUAAUCAAGGUCAAGAAGUAGAAGGGAACAGCAGGAGAAGGCAGGGCAAGAGAUUUACUGGUUUGUAUUGAAGAACAGCAACGAAUCCACCAUCCAGUACAAAACUGGCUGGCACAGGCUAUGCAUCUUGCAAUCUGUGUGUGCCAGAGUGGCCCAGAGUGCUUCUUGCACAAAAGUAACUUCUGCACCUGCAAAACUGGGGAUGCUUUUUUUUUAAAAGGAAAUUUCAACACUUAAGGUUAUGGGCGGGUGGGGUAUUCCCUUAUCUCUGUUUCUACUGCUGAUGUUUAGGUCCCUUCUGUCUUCUAUUAAGGAUCUCAGGUAGAACUGGAGAAUCUCAGUGGUGCUUUGAAUUAGGUCAUUCUCAAAGAAACUUCCCCUUAGCAAGGGCUUUGUUUUCCUUCCCUAUUUAGAAUCUGCCUUAUACACUCCAUGUCUUGCCCAUGUAGUUGUGUUCCCGUGGGAUAGAUGUAGGCACAAAAAGCAGUGCCCUGAUAGAAAACGCUCCUUGGCAUAUUGAAAUUAGUUUCUUCUAGUCAUUCUCGUGAGUUUAUGCAUCCAGAUGACCCAGCCUUCCCCCAAAUCCUCUAGUACAUUAGAUACCAGGUGGACGAAUGUUCGAGGAAAAGAAGUUGCUGUGUGAGAAGCAUCAUACCAACCAAAUUAUCUUUUUUUAUCAAUGGAAUCAUUCUUCUACACAAAUCUGAGUUGAAGCCUAGUUGUUAAGCAUUGAAAGAGGCCCUGUAGCCUUUGGUCUAUACACACAUAUGCUUCUUUUGUCCCACUAACGUAGCUGGCCAUAAAUAUUUGGGAGUUUUUUUAAACAUUACAGCAAUCUGCAAAACCUUUUCACCAGACAUGAAAGUGGGACGAGCCAUGGGCAAUGAAGUCUCUAUUAUACCAUCUUCAACACUCUGCAAAAAAAUAAAAUAAAAAAUGAUUGCUCACUUCCAAUGGUUAUUUUUCAUCAUCAGUGUCUUGCAGAUUUUGCCACAUUCAAACUGCCCUUCCUAACAAAAGAUCAAAUUCUUAAUA
Molecule: messenger RNA, 2494 nt
Organism: Elgaria multicarinata webbii
Lineage: Eukaryota; Metazoa; Chordata; Lepidosauria; Squamata; Anguidae
Gene: BTBD17
Product: BTB domain containing 17
Exons: 3
Coding region: 29-1480 (483 amino acids)
Molecular function (GO): protein binding
Source: RefSeq, a predicted model, not a curated record